Molecule: messenger RNA, 1573 nt
Organism: Pieris brassicae (large cabbage white)
Lineage: Eukaryota; Metazoa; Arthropoda; Insecta; Lepidoptera; Pieridae
Product: mitochondrial intermembrane space import and assembly protein 40-B
Exons: 3
Coding region: 124-711 (195 amino acids)
Biological process (GO): protein import into mitochondrial intermembrane space
Cellular component (GO): mitochondrial intermembrane space
Molecular function (GO): protein-disulfide reductase activity
Source: RefSeq, a predicted model, not a curated record
UUGUGAAAUCCUUCAAAUUAUGCUUAAAAAUAUUGUCAGUAUUUUUAAAAUAUCGAAUUAAUAUAAUUAUUAAGUAUCUGAACUUUGUACGUAUGAAUUGCAGGUAUUUCUAUUUGCUGUUGGAUGUUGAACAGCUCGACGGAGGGGAUCAGAAGUCGGCAGUGUACGCUCAAAGUCUAUUUCGGAAGGUGUGUACUGAAUUAUUUGGAGAAGCUGGUGCAGGUCACGUGGAUGUACUUAGUGUUCGUGGCUCACAGAGUGAUAAUGUCUGGUGGAUUGGGUGAACCAAAUACUACAAGUAGAAGAACAUGGAGUGUUAGUGAGGAUGGCAAGCACACAGUCAUUGUGGCAAGCCGCAGUGAGUUGAGUACACCUAGUACUGUAUCCCUACCUCCCCCAGAGCCUGCUCCGGGCCUUAUUUUACCUGAUGGGUCUAUCAAUUGGGGCUGUCCUUGUCUUGGUGGCAUGGCCACAGGGCCCUGCGGAACUCAAUUCCGUGACGCAUUUUCGUGCUUCCAUUACAGUGAAGCUGAACCAAAAGGGAGUGAUUGUUAUGAAAAGUUCAGUGUAAUGCAAGAGUGCAUGGCACAGUUUCCUGAGUUGUAUGGCAAGGAUGACGAUGAUGAUGAUGAACUUGCUGCUGCUAUGGAGGAGUCUGCAGCUACCAGUGAAGAUUCUACCAACAAAGAUGAAGCACAAAAGAAAUUGUAACAUUAGUCAAACUUAUAAAAACAAACCUUAGUAGACUCAAAAUCAACAUGAAACUGCCAGCAUUGAGAAGAUACUUAAAAGAUUUAGUUAUGUUAAUUGCCAAGUCACAUACAUCAAUUUAUACUGGGCAAAACCAAGUAUAAAUCCAUAUUUAAAGUAUUUAGUUGCCAUGGCAAGAUGAAUCAAAUAGAUUUUGCAGUAGUUAAUGAUAGUGUUAUAUCUUAUGAUACUAUGUAUUAAACUUAGAAUAGUUAAUAAAAUAAGUGGAUAUGGAAAUAUUAUGUCCUAUAGUCAAUAUUGAUAUUUGUUAAUUAUAAAAAAUAUCCUUACAACUAUUUUUAUUAUUAUCAACUCCAAUUGUAAUUUGCACAUUACUUUAAUAUCUAACUUUAAGUAUUGAUAGAUGAGAUACAAACUUGCAUUAAAGAGGACUUACUUGACUUGACCUAAUAUCCUUUAACCCAUGGUUGUUGGUUUCUAGGCAAUGCUGACCACAACACUGAUUGACUCCAUCAGUGAUUGCCACCAUCCCUAACUUCCCACCCUUAACCAAAAAGGAAUGAUCUAGAUAUUGAUGUUGUCGACAUGAAUCAUUCAUGGGGAGUCCAUCACCUUAGCCAUUUAUUUUGCACUAAUAUUUCUUAAGAGUUGAGGAGUCUAAAAGCACCAUCGCAGGAGAGCAUGGGGAAAAGGCUAUGCAACAACUGUGGCACCCAGUGAGUUUCGGAAGCGGUCUUAAUGACAUACUUGCCUAUAAGAAAAGAUUAUCAAUGAUUUAUCGAGAAAUGCGUGUCCUGUCCCUUGUCCCUUGGAACUGCACUCUUCACAAGAAUAUAUUUACAAAAUAAAUAAUUUUGCGGUU